CGCACAAUGGACGCUUUGCCCAACAGAUUAGAAGGCAAAGUAGCCAUAGUUACCGGCGGUGCUAGCGGCAUUGGUGAAAGCACGGUGAGGCUGUUCACUAAAUACGGCGCAAAAGUUGUGAUCGCCGACGUCCAAGAUGACCUGGGAGUUGCUCUUUGUAACGAUCUAGUGUCUGAAUCAGGCGACAAUGUUAUCUACGUUCAUUGUGACGUCACACAAGAAUCUGACGUAAAGAAUGCCGUGGACACUGCCGUUUCCAAGUUCGGGAAGCUUGACAUCAUGUUUAACAAUGCCGGAAUACCGGGGAACUUGGAUUUCAAGAUCUUAGAAUCUGAGAACGAAAACUUCAAACGGGUUUUUGAGGUCAACACGUUUGGAUCAUUCUUGGGAGCUAAACAUGCUGCUAGGGUUAUGAUCCCGGCAAAACGUGGAGUGAUUUUGUUUACUUCGAGUUCAGCUUCAGUUGUUUCCGGCGAGUCACCACAUUCUUAUACUGUGUCAAAACACGCGGUGGUGGGAUUGAUGAAGAAUUUGUCUGUGGAAUUGGGACAAUACGGGAUUCGAGUGAACUGCAUUUCACCUGGGUCUGUGUCGACGCCGCUGCUAACGAAUGCAAUGGGGUUGGAGAAGGCGGCGGUGGAUGAUAUUUUAUGUGCUGCGUCAGUCUUGAAAGAGGUGGUGCCGACGGCUGAGGAUAUAGCGGAGGCGGCAGUGUAUUUGGGGAGCGAUGCUUCGAAGUUUGUCAGUGGGAUUAAUCUUGUGGUGGAUGGAGCUUACAGCACCACCAAUCCGACUUACACUAAGAUAAUUAAACAAACGUUUGAAGCCUUGAGCAAAAAAACAUAAUCGCUUUAAUCCUAUCUUUUAUAGAUUAUAUUCUGGAGUUCAAUUUAAAAUGUUUUUAACGGCUUAAAAUCUAUGAUGUUAAAAUAAUCUAUUUAAUUCCUUCAAUUUGAUGUUUUUAUGGAAUAAAUUGUAUGUGUAUCCAAAAAUAUUUCAAACUCUUGCAUGCAGUAG
Messenger RNA from Lactuca virosa, 1017 nucleotides. The record is from the annotation of a GenBank genome assembly. Lineage: Eukaryota; Viridiplantae; Streptophyta; Magnoliopsida; Asterales; Asteraceae.